AAACUCCAAAAACAAUCCGACCGGGGAAGCUCUUUUUCCCUCCCCUGCCAUCGCUGGGGGGUUAUCUUCUUACAUAUUUCCCCCGUCCAAUCCCAGACCUCUGUAGAGUAUUAGAAUUCAUCGGCGGGCGCAUUGAGUCAUGUCCUUCGUGGUGGAUCAAGUCCGCCGCAUCGACGGCCAGCUCGAUCGCCUGCAACUUGCGCAUGCAUCGUAUCCGUCAGAGGACUUCUCGACGGCAGACGUGCAUACCUCUGAGCGAUUACCGCGGAUUCUUGAGCUUCAGCGCCUGGUCAAGAACUUGUCCGCGACCACGAGCUCGUCUACGCCGCUUGCAUCGACAAGCACUAUCAUAUCCACGUUGAAAAGCGCGAACCUGUCUUCUGACGCGGAAUCUGGGUAUGAGAAUGAGCUUGAGUGGUUAUUGCUUAGCAAGGCAACGGCGCAGGCGUAUGGGCAGGUCUUAAACACCAUCUUAGAGCAGACGCUGGCAGUCAGUGAGCACAUCUGGUAUUGGGAUGGCAUACUGUCCUCGCAAAGCGCUGCUGGCCUCUAUUCGCUGCAAACCUCACCGUUGCGCAUGUGGACGUGGGCGAAAGAUGUAUAUCAAGAUGUACGCGCGCAUCGAACGGCACAAGGAUUGGAAGAGGGUUGGAGGCAGUUCUACGGAUUGGUGCAGGACAGCAUACGAAACAGAAGCAUCGCGACGCUGCAGGCGGGCGUGGUCAGUCCAAUCUCAAGGGUACGCAACGAAGCACGUCGAAAUCAGAAGAAGCUCAAGCAGCUUCGCGAAAUCAAUGCCAAUGCCCUUGGUCUACUUCUCGGCGAAGGUCUAAGCAGCGAAACCCUGAACGAAGAUGGGACUAGCACACCAUUGUCAAGCGGUCCCAGAGACAUGACAGAGAGUGGAAGGAAAUGGAAGGGUGCAAUCAUGAACAGUAUUGCCCUCAUUGACGCCGUCUUGGCGCACGCCCAAGAGCCCGAAGCAGACUUGGACAACUUCGAAGACCGCAUCCUAUCUACAACGCGUGACGAUCGAUAUUACGCUUCGCCAAAUGACGUCGGCGUCGCUGCAUUUGACGAACUGACUACAGCAGAAGUGGCAGCCCGCGUACAGGACCUCUUACAGACUAUCCUCCCCCGGUAUAAACAGACUUUCGACGGCCGCCUUCAAGAAUGCGGCCAACCUUCCCGUCUAAUACGCUACUGGCUACCCGCCACGGCCUUGCUCCUCUCGUCCAGCACAAUUCUACGCAUCGUCACAAACAGAAGAGCUCAGAUCCUGACUUGGAUACGCGAAUUCGGCUCUACGUGCAUCGACUUUUGGUACAACUGGGUUGUGGAUCCUGUAAAAAAUAUCAUCGGGACAAUUCGACAUGACGAGAACAGCGAGGUUGCUCUCGUAUCAAAACGUUCACUUCAAGGGGAUCGCGAUUCCCUUGAACGAAUGGUAGUCGACUUUGCGCUGGACGAGAACCGCAACCUGUCGGCCGAGCAAAUCGCUGACAUAAGAGCAAAGGUCCAUGAGGGAGACUUGACGCCGGUGCUGGUGGCUUAUGAGCGAGAUAUGGCAAAGCCUUUCAUGGGUGCUGUACGUGGAAAUUUGAUCCGUGCGCUGCUGGUGCAGAUUCAGAAAACAAAGGUGGACGUUGAGGUAGCAAUCGGCGGUAUUGACAGUCUUCUGAAGAGCCAGCAGCUGGUAUUUGGGUUCAUUGCAUUGACCCCCGGACUGUUGGUGAGCAUUGGCGUGGCGAGAUAUCUGAACGGCGUGUUCGGGAACAGGAGAGGCAGCCGGAUGGGCAAGAGGCAAAACCAGGUCCUUGGUGUUCUGCGGAACAUUGAUCGCAUCAUCACCGCCGCGAAUCCUUCGGAAUACGGCGUACUGUACUACAAGGACUACGGCCUCUUGGUUGCCGAGUCGCAUGUCUUACGUCAAUGCGCACGCAAUGUUUUGCCUCCUCACGAGUUCAGGGAGUUUCUCGUCGACGUCGAUGAACUUGUGGAUAUUAAGGCAGGUAUAGAGCGCCAGAAGCACGUUAUCAGAAGAUUGAGGUGGGGAUAUUCAAAGUGGUACUAGUGGAAGUCCAUUUGGUUCAUAGGCAUUUGCAUAAGGGAGCGUGGAGCUCUGGGUUGAAAAACAAAUACUCACAUUUCGCCACUGGUUGUGCACAAAGGAGCUUCUGAUGAACAUUUUGUUUCUUUUGUUUCUCAUAAAAACACCUUUAUGCAGCACUGCGGGCGUUCCGAGACAAUCGAGUGAAUGUUUGACUUCAUUCUUGAUUCGAAAUCCUCGAAGUACGGAGUGAU
Verruconis gallopava is the source of this 2304-nucleotide messenger RNA. RefSeq lists its product as uncharacterized. The coding region runs from base 140 to 2074 and encodes 644 amino acids. The record is from RefSeq and is a predicted model, not a curated record. The transcript is spliced from 3 exons. Gene Ontology annotation, cellular component: mitochondrial outer membrane. NCBI's taxonomy places the organism in Eukaryota, Fungi, Ascomycota, Dothideomycetes, Venturiales, Sympoventuriaceae.